AUGUCCUGUAGUAGACUUUCGAACAGGUCAAUAUAUUAUUUAGACGAGACGUGGGUCAACGCAGGUGAGACGCAAAACAGAGCAUGGGUUGAUACCACAGGACAAAAGGAACCCUCCGUCAAAGAUACACGGCGACAAAAUGAAUGCACAGAGUGGCAUCUGCACAGAAAAAAAAGAUUAACUGCUUCUUAUUUCGGUAAAAUAUGCAAACUUAGAGUUAAAACAUCACGAGCUAAAACUGUUUCGAAUAUUUUGUACGGUUCAUUUAAUGGAAAUAAUGCAACAAAAUAUGGAACGCAAAACGAAGAAAACGCUAAAUGUGCAUUAUCUGGCAUUUUAAAUAAAACUAUUGUACCGUCGGGAUUAAUUAUUGAUAAAGAUUUGCCGUUUUUAGCUGCUUCUCCAGAUGGUCUGAUUGAUGGAGAUUCACUGGUUGAAAUCAAGUGUCCAAUAACUUCUAAAGAUCUAACUCCUGAAGAAGGUAUAACAAGAAAAAAAAUUACAAGUUGUGAAAUUGUGAAUGGGAAGCUUCGAUUGAAACGUACGGAUACGUUUUAUUACCAAGUACAAGGUCAACUUCAUAUUUCAAAGAGACAAUUUUGUUAUUUUUGUAUUUGGACACCUCGAGGUAUGCUGCAUGAAAAAAUUAAAAGAGACGACAAUUUUUGGUCCGAAAAAAUGUUACAACAAUUAACUAACUUCUACUAUCACUGUUUAUUGCCAGAAAUGGUUGAUUCUCGGUUUGAUAGAAAUUUACCUAUUAGGGAUGGACUUGCAUCAGAAAAUGAAGAUAGUUCCUAG
Molecule: messenger RNA, 801 nt
Organism: Rhopalosiphum padi (bird cherry-oat aphid)
Lineage: Eukaryota; Metazoa; Arthropoda; Insecta; Hemiptera; Aphididae
Exons: 3
Coding region: 1-801 (266 amino acids)
Source: RefSeq, a predicted model, not a curated record